AGAAGAACCGGUGUGUUGUGCCUUCGUGUCGGUUGAGCUCUCUUCUGCUACGGCUUUGGCUUGUCCUCUUGGUGCAGCUACGUCCGUCGUACCAGCAGCAAACAUCAAGUCUUUCCUUGGAAGCAGAUCGUUAAAAUGGAGAAGCUAUUCUGUUUAUUAGCUGUGCUAUCUUUGGCUGGCCUUUCUGCAGCCAGUUCGGCUUGCACCAAGCCCGAGGUUUCCGCCCAGUCUUACACCACUCCAGAUGCCACUAUUCUAACCAACAUUGGCUUCGUGGCAGAGUUUACCCUUACGUGCGGCAAUGGAAUCCAAAACCCUCCUCUGUUCGCGGAGCUGGGUGGGAAAACUCAACCCGUGGCUCGUAUCGGCGCAAACAAGUACCAGGUGAGCUGGGUUGAGGAUGUCAAGAAAGCUCGACGAGGAGAUUACACCAUCAACAUUUAUGACGAAGAAAACUAUGCAGCUCUCCGUAAAGCAAUCAGGAACAAUGAAGACAUCUCCACUGUGAAGCCUCUGGCUGCUGUUGUCUUAAACUACCCUGGAGCAUACCAGGGCCCCUGGGUUAACUCUGAAUUCAUGGCCUUUGCUCUAUCCAUUGCUGUAUGGUAUGCCGCCUUCUCUGCCAAAUCUAAACUUUUGGCUUAAGCUCCCUCCUACAUUUGUUGUUUUUCUGUGAAAAAUAACUUGACUGUUUUUUAUAAAUCCAUUAUUUAAUAAAUUUGACUGUUUUCUA
Molecule: messenger RNA, 733 nt
Organism: Frankliniella occidentalis (western flower thrips)
Lineage: Eukaryota; Metazoa; Arthropoda; Insecta; Thysanoptera; Thripidae
Gene: Tapdelta
Product: translocon-associated protein subunit delta
Exons: 2
Coding region: 136-645 (169 amino acids)
Cellular component (GO): endoplasmic reticulum; endomembrane system; membrane
Source: RefSeq, a predicted model, not a curated record